This is a messenger RNA of Bipolaris sorokiniana ND90Pr, 1789 nucleotides long. RefSeq lists its product as uncharacterized. Gene Ontology annotation, molecular function: L-glutamate dehydrogenase (NADP+) activity. The record is from RefSeq and is a predicted model, not a curated record. Bases 299 to 1645 code for a protein of 448 amino acids. The transcript is spliced from 4 exons. Gene Ontology annotation, cellular component: cytosol. Lineage: Eukaryota; Fungi; Ascomycota; Dothideomycetes; Pleosporales; Pleosporaceae.
AGUGUACACCACGGUUUGCAUCAACAUGGCGCACAGUAGCCUGCCCGCGACCAUUGAGCGUCCCCCCGCCGCCCAGUCGCACGGCCUGUGACGUACUGAAUUCGACUACCAUUUUGCUCCGCUACCGUCGUCGCAAUGCCCUCCCGCCAGCGGCGAACCCUCCUGCCCACGGAGACUGCUAUUAUAUAUACCACUGAACUUCUGCUCCUACCUCUUCACAGCAACCUCUCAGACUCCAACUUGGUCAAUCUUCUUACCCACACACUUCUCUACCAAGACACUCAACUUCCACUUCACCAUGUCUGAGCCCGAGUUUGAGCAGGCCAGGAAGGAGCUCGUCUCCACCCUCGAGGCCUCUUCCCUCUUCACCAAGAACCCCGAGUACAAGAAGGCCCUCGAGGUAGUCUCUAUCCCCGAGCGCAUCAUCCAGUUCCGCGUCGUCUGGGAGAACGACAAGGGCGAGUGCCAGGUCCAGAAGGGCUACCGCGUGCAAUUCAACUCUGCACUCGGUCCCUACAAGGGCGGUCUCCGUUUCCACCCCACUGUCAACCUGUCUAUCCUGAAGUUCUUGGGCUUUGAGCAAAUCUUCAAGAAUGCCCUCACGGGACUCAACAUGGGUGGUGGCAAGGGGGGUUGCGACUUUGACCCCAAGGGCAAGUCCGACAAUGAGAUCCGCAAGUUCUGUGUUGCCUUUAUGAGGGAGCUCAACAAGCACAUUGGUGCCGACACCGACGUUCCUGCGGGCGAUAUCGGCGUAGGAGGCCGCGAGAUUGGCUACCUCUUUGGCGCAUACCGAGCGGAGCGCAACCGCUGGGAGGGUGUCCUUACCGGCAAGGGAGGCUCGUGGGGAGGUUCGUUGAUCCGCCCCGAGGCCACUGGCUACGGUCUUGUCUACUAUGUUGAGCACAUGAUCAACUACGCCUCGGGCGGAAAGGAGUCAUUCGCCGGCAAGCGCGUCGCCAUCUCCGGUUCCGGAAACGUCGCCCAGUUUGCUGCCCUCAAGAUCAUUGAGCUUGGUGGUACUGUCAUCUCCCUUAGUGACAGCAAGGGUGCUUUGAUCGCAGACGACGACAAGGGCUUCACCCCAGAUGUCAUCAACCAGAUUGCUGCUCUUAAGCUGGAGCGCAAGGCGCUUACUGCCCUUGGGAACCACAGCUACAGAUACGUCGAGGGUGCUCGCCCAUGGAAGGAGGUCAAGAAGGUCGACGUUGCUCUUCCAUCAGCGACCCAGAAUGAGGUCUCCGAGGACGAGGCCAAGGCACUCAUCGAGUCCGGUGCCAAGUUCAUUGCCGAAGGCUCCAACAUGGGCUGCACACAGGAGGCUAUCGAGGUCUUCGAGGCUCACCGUCGCGAGAACAAGGGCAGCGCCAUCUGGUACGCCCCCGGAAAGGCUGCCAACGCCGGUGGUGUCGCGGUCUCUGGUCUCGAGAUGGCCCAGAACUCUCAGCGCCUGUCUUGGUCCGCCGAGGAGGUUGACGAGAAGCUCAAGGGCAUCAUGAAGGACUGCUUCGAGAACUGUCUCAGCACCGCAAAGGAGUACUUUACCCCUGCCGACGGCGAGUUCCCAUCCCUUGUCGGUGGUGCCAACGUUGCUGGUUUCCGCAAGGUCGCUGCUGCCAUGCACGACCAGGGUGACUGGUGGUGAAGACUUCGCCACUGAUUUGACCAUCUUUUGUACUUUUGUAUACCUUACGAUACCUUUAUAUUGGAUAUGGCGUUUGCUGGUUUUAGCCUUUGUACAUAGAUACCUCUUAUGAGUAGAACAAUUACGAUUCAAACAAUACCUUCU